Caenorhabditis elegans is the source of this 1145-nucleotide messenger RNA. It is a transcript of the gene rbm-42, whose product is annotated as RNA-binding protein 42. The coding region runs from base 103 to 1011 and encodes 302 amino acids. Lineage: Eukaryota; Metazoa; Nematoda; Chromadorea; Rhabditida; Rhabditidae. The transcript has 3 exons. The record is from RefSeq and is marked reviewed. Gene Ontology annotation, molecular function: mRNA binding; RNA binding; nucleic acid binding.
AAUAUUAAAUAUUAAUAUUUUUUGAUUUAUCUGUCGCAAAGUUUCUGUACUUUCUGACUAUAUUUAGACUUAUUUUCAGCCUGAAACGCUCACCCUUCAACAAUGGCCAACUUGGAUGAUGAACUGGCUUUAUUUGAAAGCGAGUUAGCCGAACUUGAACAAGCGAGUAGCAAUUCGGAGGAGCCAGCAAGCUCUCAAACGCAUGUUGGCUACGAUAAUGCAACAAUUUCGGCAGGACCAACUACUUCCGAGUCAUCAGCAGCUACUUCUAGUGCUCAAGUUAUUCAACCAUCACUUUUGGCAGCGCCUCCGUUUAUUCCGAUAGCUGCCACAAUUGCAGUUUCUCCAUUUAUCAACCCGGCACUUGGGAGGCUUCCAACAAUGCCUCCAGUUCCACCUUCAAUUUUCAUGCCUCCACAAUUAAGAGCUGCACCGAUAAUGUUCCCUCCUCGAGUACUCGGAAUUCCGGCUCCUGCAACUAUUGAAGGUGCUCCAGCAUUAUAUGAAACACCUGCAGUAAACGCAAUUCCACAAGAACUUCUGCGAACUCAAGCUCUUCAAUCAGAUAUUGAUAAGAUGAAUUUCAAAAAGCAAACCGAUCCAUUUAAGAAGAAAAUCAAGGAACAACAAGCGAAAAAGAAGUUUGUGAGAUCCGGUGGUGGUCAGGUUUGGGAAGAUCCAUCUCUUGCCGAAUGGGAUGAAAAUGAUUUUCGAGUUUUCUGUGGAGAUCUGGGAAAUGAAGUGUCGGAUGAACUUCUUGCAAAGGCUUUUCGAAAAUACCCAAGUUUCCAAAAAGCCAAAGUUGUCAGAGAAUCACGAACAAAUAAGAGUAAAGGAUAUGGAUUCGUUUCAUUCAGAGAUUCGGAGGAUUAUGUGAGAGCUAUGCGUGAAAUGGACGGAAAAUAUGUUGGAAAUCGACCGAUUAAAUUGAGAAAAUCGGCAUGGAAGGAGCGUAAUAUUGAUGUUAUCAAGCAAAAGAGAAAGCAAAAGAAAGAACUUGGAAUUUUGUAAAUCGAUUCGUUUUUCUACAUUUUUUUCUGUAAUUUAUUCAUUUAUACCCCAAUACUUUCAUUGUACCCCUUAUUUUCCUGUCAUCGUAUUUUUAUUCAUUUUUCUUUUCAAUAUAUAAAAGUCUGAAUUGAGAU